Aspergillus affinis is the source of this 792-nucleotide messenger RNA. RefSeq names its product 2-deoxyribose-5-phosphate aldolase. Gene Ontology annotation, molecular function: deoxyribose-phosphate aldolase activity. Gene Ontology annotation, cellular component: cytoplasm. Gene Ontology annotation, biological process: deoxyribonucleotide catabolic process; carbohydrate catabolic process. The record is from RefSeq and is a predicted model, not a curated record. NCBI's taxonomy places the organism in Eukaryota, Fungi, Ascomycota, Eurotiomycetes, Eurotiales, Aspergillaceae. The coding region runs from base 1 to 792 and encodes 263 amino acids. The transcript has a single exon.
AUGUCCACCCAAAACACCAUCACGGUCAAUCUGACCCAACUAUCCAAAAUGAUCGACCACUCCCUCCUCCACCCAACCAUGACCGACGCCGAAAUCCUCGCCGGUCUAAAAAUUGCCCGAGACAACAAUGUCGCCACAGCCUGCGUCAAGCCCUACCUCAUCCCUCUUGCCAAGCAGGAGCUCGCAGGCUCCGAUGUCCUCGUCUGUCCAGUCAUCGGCUUCCCCCACGGCAACAGCACCACCGCCAUCAAGGUCGCCGAGGCCACGGCCGCUGCGCAGGCCGGGGGCAAGGAAAUCGACAUGGUCGUCAACGUGGGCAAGGUCCUUGGUGGGGACUGGGCCUAUGUGUCUGAUGAGAUCCGGCAGAUCAAUGAGGUUGUUACGGCUAAUGGUGCGGUUCUGAAGGUCAUUUUCGAGAAUGACUAUUUGCAGUCGGAACAUAUUACCCGGUUGUGUGAGAUCUGUACGGAGAUUGGUGUCGCGUUUGUGAAGACUUCGACGGGGUAUGGGUUUGUGAAGCAGGCCGAUGGAUCUUAUAAUUACAAGGGUGCCACGAUGAAGGAUUUGAAGUUGAUGCGCGCGAAGUCGGGAGAGAAGGUGCAGAUUAAGGCGGCGGGUGGUGUGAGGACGCUGGAUGACUUGUUGCAUGUUAUGAGUCUGGGUGUUACGAGGAUUGGGGCUACCGCUACCAUUGCGAUCUUGGAGGAUGCGAAGAGAAGGGGGAUUGGGAAGGAGCCGGUCGAGGUUUCUUUUAAGCCGAUGAAGGAGGAGGGGGAGACUGGUGGUUACUAA